UGGUCCUAUGCGGCAACAAAACGUAAACAAUGUAUUAAAGUUUUAGACAAUUUACGUUUAAGUAAACGAUGGAGGAAUAUGAAGCGCAGUUGCUGGUGGUGAAGCAAGCGCUAGAGGCUACAGAAGAUGAGCAGCAAAUCAAUGAAUUAAACAUUUUGCGAAGCAAUUUGGAGGAACUACUGGAACUGACAAGGACAACUGAAGUUGUAAAUACAGUCAACGUUGAAAAUGACAAUUUGGACGACGAGCUGCAGCGCUUUCAAAGCGAAUUACAGAAUUUGGAGCAAGAAAAUGGAACGUCGAUGAACAAUGAAGAAGAGCAGCAACAGUUGGAAUCUUUGCGCGCCAAAUAUAAUGCCUUAUUGGGCGAGAAAUGCUCGGCUCCACAUGAACACAGCUGGGGUGCUCUUAGCUAUCACAAUGCGCUUAUUUGUGGAGUGGACGAUGAGGUCAUAAUAGGCGACACUGGGACGCUGGAUGUCAGACUGCGUGUGCUUUAUACAAAUCCGACGCAUCGCGAGAUGCUGCCGUGUAGCUAUUACCUUGAUGGCGAGUGCCGCUUUGAUGAGACACGAUGUCGCUUUUCGCAUGGUGCCUUGGUACCGGGUGCUGCUAUACGUGAAUAUAUACCGCCGGAUUUUCAUAGACUAGCACGCAGUUGUCCAGUGCUGGCUAAGCUGCAGGAUCGUCUCUGGCAUCGUGGUCGCGUGCUUUGCGUAAAUUUUGUGGAGCAGCAAUGCCGUGUGCGUAUGGAUGGUCAAGAGCACAAGGAACGCGAACGGGAUUUUGCUUUUGAGGAUCUUUAUCCAUUAACAACGGAUGAGCAGUCCGACAUCAGCAGCAGCAACAGCAGCGACCUGGAUGGCAAUAGCAGUGAAAGUGAGAGUGAGACGGAUUCUUUACAAGCGGCGCAUCGCGCUCGUAUGGUGGAGCUUAGUUUGUUUACCUAUCAACCCAGCGUUAAAUUAGGCGCGUGGGAAAAAUAUACACGCGGCAUUGGUUCCAAGCUAAUGGAAAAAAUGGGUUACGUACACGGUACGGGACUUGGAUCCGAUGGACGCGGUAUUGUCACUCCGGUAAGCGCACAAGUUUUACCGCAAGGACGAUCCCUGGAUGCUUGCAUGCAGCUACGCGAAGCGGCCAAUGGCGACAAGGAUUACUUCAGUGUGGAGCGCAAACUGCAGCGCGCCCAGCGUCGCCAGGAGUUGGUCAAUGAAAAAGCUUAUGCCAGGGAAUGCCAGCGUACGGAUGUCUUUGACUUUCUCAAUAAGACCGUUCUGGCGGAGCCGCUAACCAAGCAAAGAAAGUCCAAUGAUCUGCAGCAGCAUUCCAAUAAGACCUUAAAUGUGGAGACUGUGCGCAUUGCAGAUGAUAUACGACGCAAGCAGCGGGAAAUUGUCAAGCUGGAGCAAUCGCUGGCGCGGAAUGGUAGCGAUAAGCAGCUGCAGAAACGAGUGCGAGAGCAAUUACAACAACAGCAGCAUCAGCUGAGCACACUCCAAGCACAAGAGAGCAAUCUCAGUAAGGAGCAACAGACACGCAAGAGCAAAAAUAAAAUGUUUGAGUUUUAGUUAGGAUUAAGCAGCUUAUUAAUAAAUGUGUAAA
Drosophila busckii is the source of this 1605-nucleotide messenger RNA. RefSeq names its product zinc finger CCCH-type with G patch domain-containing protein. Gene Ontology annotation, cellular component: nucleus. Lineage: Eukaryota; Metazoa; Arthropoda; Insecta; Diptera; Drosophilidae. Gene Ontology annotation, molecular function: RNA polymerase II cis-regulatory region sequence-specific DNA binding; metal ion binding; DNA-binding transcription factor activity, RNA polymerase II-specific. Gene Ontology annotation, biological process: regulation of transcription by RNA polymerase II; negative regulation of DNA-templated transcription. The coding region runs from base 69 to 1571 and encodes 500 amino acids. The transcript is spliced from 3 exons. The record is from RefSeq and is a predicted model, not a curated record.